UUGAAGGUAUAUAAUAUUAAUUUUAUGGACACCAACUCGAAAAAUAACAACAUUUGGGAUGAUAUUGACUGAACCGUCACUGAUGAGUACAAUCAGCCUGGAAAGACUAAUAACGUGUAUCAGUGGAAGCCAACCAAGAAUAUCUUAGUAGAAGAUAAAGGCAGUGACUGUUCUGCUAUAUGGAUGGCUGCUAGCCAUGACCAGCAAGAUGAGGAACCUAUUCAAAUGCCGGAAAGAGAGAAAAUAAUAGCUAAACUUAAUAUGACCGAAGAUACUCCAAGAGCUUUACCUGACAUGUUCUUGAGCUGCCAAGCUGAAGAUCAAGGAUUCUCAAAAGGUUUAAGAAAUCAAAAGAAAUCCAAAUUCUUCUUAUCUCCUGGACAAAAAGUGAAUCCAGCUGGGAAUAUGAAAAAUUGGAAGGAAAAAUGAAAAAUUCACCAACAAAUGGCUUCACCUAAAAUAUUGCAGAGUAUGAGGCCCAGAUCUGCAGAGAGUCCUCAUCAAUCUUAAGAUUUAGUGUUGUACCUGCACUUCAUCACCUAUACUUCUACUUAAUAAAUUUG
This is a messenger RNA of Moneuplotes crassus, 563 nucleotides long. Lineage: Eukaryota; Ciliophora; Spirotrichea; Euplotida; Euplotidae. The record is from the annotation of a GenBank genome assembly.